Molecule: messenger RNA, 1730 nt
Organism: Cucumis sativus (cucumber)
Lineage: Eukaryota; Viridiplantae; Streptophyta; Magnoliopsida; Cucurbitales; Cucurbitaceae
Product: zinc finger protein 830
Exons: 8
Coding region: 376-1293 (305 amino acids)
Biological process (GO): nuclear DNA replication; mitotic DNA damage checkpoint signaling; mitotic DNA replication checkpoint signaling
Cellular component (GO): nucleus; spliceosomal complex
Molecular function (GO): zinc ion binding; nucleic acid binding
Source: RefSeq, a predicted model, not a curated record
GUAGUUAGCAGCAAAAGAACUCAUAAAAGAAGAAGAGGAAAAAGUGAAAAGAGGAGAAAAAAAGUAAUCGUCGCCUCCACCUUCUUCCCCUCUCCCUCGAACUGCCGCUGAUCCUCCCCUUUUCCCUAAUCUUCUUCUCCGGCGACACUCCAGCAGCCACAGGCGUUAGGCAGUGACGACGGUAGCCCACAUCCACGGUGGUCCACGUUCACCCACGAAUCUGACUUGCUUUGUCAGCCCGACGUCCAACGGCUUUGCCUAGUCUCUCGUGGUAUCGUAUUUUCUCCAUUUGUGCAUCACGUUCUGACGACUGCGCGUCUUUUGCAACAAAGUUUUUGACUUGGGGGUCUGUAAGAAGGAAGAAAGAAGGCCAAAAUGGAUGCUCAAGCCAAGAGAAAGGCAUUGUUUCGUGCUAAAUUGAACGCCCAAAAGAAGGAUAAGCGCAUUGAUUCUCCUCUCGUCAGGUACAAUGAAUUGGACCAACCUGUCUGUAGGGUUUGCGACAUGGUCUUGAAAUCAGAAGCUUACUGGGAUGCCCACCAAUCUUCUCGCAGACAUCAUGAGGCAAUACAAAAUCUCAAAGCCAGUGCAGCAGGCAGGUCUGGAGUUGAAAAUAUUAAAGCUGAGGCCCCUGCUGAACUCCCUAACAACAGACCAAUAGAUUCAAAAGAGAAGAAAGAAAUGACUGGGGGAACAUCGUCAGAGUUACCAAAACGUCCGUCAUCGUCUGUGCUUCCUUCAGAUUUUUUCGACCAGAAUGCCAAAAGGCUUAAAACUGGAAAGGAUAUUGAAACUGAUUCACGUAGUGGUAGCAUUGCACAGUCACAGGUGAUUCCAAAGGCCAGUGACCUUAAUAAGAAAUCUUCUAUGAAUGCUGGUUCAGAGGGGAAGCAAAUAAAGGGAGCUCUGCCCGAAGGUUUCUUUGAUGACAAAGAGGCUGAUUUGCGUGCACAUGGGAUAAAACUUGUUAAGCCUGAUGUCAAAGAUGAAUACAAGGAAUUUGAAAAGUUGAUCCAAGAAGAUUUGCAAGAGGUGGAUGACCGUUUGGAAGAGGAGGAGAUCGAUGCUGCCGAAAUGAUAGAGGAGGCUGAAACCUUAGAACAGAAGGCCUACAGGGAGAGAGUAGAAUUGUUGAAGAGGAAGAAAAUUGAGUUAAAGUCCAAAAAAUCAGCAGAACAAAGUAGAGCCGAGCCCCAAAUUCCUACUAAAGAUUCUCAAGUUGACUACUCCUCGAGUGAUGAUGAUGAUAGUGACACAAAUUAUACAGUAGAUUGGAGAGCUCAACACUUAUGAUAUUAAUUCGAUUACAAAUUAUACAGUACAUUGUGAUGAUACUAAGGAUUCUCAAGUUGACAACUCUUCAAGUGAUGAUGAUGACUGUGACAAAUUAUGCCAUUGAUUGGAGAGCUCAACACUUUUUGAUAGAUAUUCGAUUCUGAAUUUUUGAUAUCAUAUAAGAUGGAACGAACAAAAUAGCGAGAGGAAUGUGAAUCAUGUGAUAAUGUAGAUAUUAAUUUUCUGUUCAACCGCAUUUUGCAGCUUGGGAUAGGCUAUCAGCUCUUGUUGCAUAUUGAAAAAAGGGUAGCUGAAAUUUUCUUAGUGUUACUUUGGGAUUCUUGAGAGUGGCCUUACCGAUUAGUACAAGAAUUGGCAUCACCCCUUUGUUUGACAUGUCCAAUUUCAAAUCAACUAUAUACUUCAUCGAGCCUUGGUCGUUGGAGGUUUACUCA